CUGUUAUGUGAUUAUACGUCAUUGUGGUGUAAAAAAAUAUGACACGAUGACUUUUUUUUAAAUAGUAAAAUAUUAAUACUCAUAGCUCGUAAUUAUUAAUUAUUUUUCUUACAAUAAUUACAGACUUGAAACAAAAAAAAAAAAUUUUAAUACUAAUGGACAUUUAAGUUCCUCGAUUGAUGCUGCUUGAACCAGGGUUUUUUUUAUAUUGCAGUAAAAUAUAUAUGUGCGAUUGAUUUUAAAAAUACAGUUGAUUCCAACAUGACUUUAAAUACAGAUGUUUACGAUGAUUUAUUUUUAUAUACGACCAAUGAAAAAUUUUAUGUUGAAGCUGUCACUGCAAAAGUAUUAUUAAUUAUUGAUCGAGUGAAUCAGCAUAUAUUUACUCAAGUGGGUACAGCAAAUCAAAUUCCGCAGACAGCUAGUAGACGAAAAAUAUGGGGUAUUGUAGGAACAAUAAAAUUACUAUCGUCCCGAUAUUUAAUAAUAAUCACUGAUGCCAAAAGAAUUGGAACUAUAGCAGGGCAACAGAUAUUCCAAAUAAAUGCAACGGAUAUAAUUCCGUAUUCAAAAUCAGAUUUGCAUUUGACUGAUAAGCAGAUUGAAAAUAACACGACUUAUUUAGAGAUGAUUAAAUCUGUUUUAAACACUCCAUAUUUUUACUUUAGUUACACUUAUGAUAUUAGUCAUACGAUGCAAAGAUUACAUAAUACGACGCCAGAAUUUCUUCAGAUGCCACUACAUGAUCGAGCUGAUUCUCGUUUCAUAUGGAAUGCGUAUUUACUACAAGAGUUAUCAUCUAGAUCAGAACAUUCAAAGUUUUGUUUACCAAUUAUACAUGGAUUUAUUUCUUUGAAUACUGUUGUCAUAAACGGUAUCCCAUUCAAUUGGGGAAUAGUAUCACGACGUAGCGUCCAUCGUGCGGGAACAAGAUUAUUUUCCCGUGGAAUAGACACUAAUGGUAAUGUUUCAAAUUACGUUGAAACUGAACAAUUAAUUGAAGUUAAUGGAGACCGUAGUUCUUUUGUUCAAAUAAGAGGAUCAAUACCAUUAUUUUGGCAACAAGAGCCGAACCUUAAAUAUAAACCUAAGCCGCAAUUAUCUAAUCAUGAAAAUCAUCAGAUCGCUUCUUCUAGACAUUUAGAUGCACAAAUAUUUCACUAUGGCAAACAAAUAUUAGUUAACUUGAUUGAUCAUCGUGGCGCGGAAAAUGUUUUGGAAAAAGAAUUUCGUUCAGUUGUGUCAAGAAUUGGCAACCAAAAUGUACGAUAUGAAGCAUUCGAUUUUCACGCCGAGUGCAGACACAUGCGGUGGGACCGUUUAAAUAUUUUAAUGGAUAGAUUAUCUCACGAUCAAGAACAAAUGGGAUAUUUUUUGUUAUCAAGAGACGGGUCAUUACUUUCUGUACAAGAAGGAGUCUUUCGUACAAAUUGUAUCGAUUGUUUAGACCGUACAAAUGUUGUUCAAAGUAUGUUAGCCAAACGAGCACUUGUAGAUGCUUUAAAUAAACUUGGUAUUCUUAGAAGGAUUGAAGAACAUCCGUCCUUUGAAAAAUUAUUUAAAGAAGUUUGGGCUGAUAAUGCUGAUGUUAUAAGUAUUCAAUAUUCUGGUACUGGUGCAUUAAAAACAGAUUUUACGCGCACUGGUAAACGAACUCGAAUGGGAGCGUUGAGAGAUGGUAUAAACAGUUUAACAAGAUAUUACAAAAAUAAUUUCGCUGAUGGUUUCCGUCAGGACGCAUUAAAUUUAUUUUUGGGUCGAUACGUUGUACAAGAUGGCGAAUGUAUGCAACUAAAAUGCCCGCUAGAUUAUGAACGUAACUGGAGAUAUGCAACAUUCCCAUUAGUACUUUUGGUUGCAUCUUCAAUGUUAAUUGCACAUAUUAUACUUCCGUCAAAAUAUUCAACUGAAGUACUACUUUAUAUGCUUUUUUGGGGUGCAAUGGUUGCUGGUACAUUUGCAACAAUAAUUCAUCAUGGCCGACAAUAUGUCGACAAACCAAAAUUAUUAUAGUUUAUAUAUAAUUGCAUUUAAUUUUAUUUGCGAUAGUAAUAGUUCGUAAAUAAUUAACUUGUUGUCGACUUGACGAGUGUUAAUAACAGUAAAUAAAAUUUUUUUAUAAUUAUUAAGAAGAUAAAUGUAUGUAAAUUAGAUAAUACUUGUGGGAAAAAUAUAUAAAGUCCAUCUACUAAAACUUUAA
This is a messenger RNA of Microplitis mediator, 2200 nucleotides long. It is a transcript of the gene Sac1, whose product is annotated as phosphatidylinositol-3-phosphatase SAC1. The record is from RefSeq and is a predicted model, not a curated record. Gene Ontology annotation, biological process: phosphatidylinositol dephosphorylation. Gene Ontology annotation, molecular function: phosphatidylinositol-4-phosphate phosphatase activity. The transcript is spliced from 8 exons. Gene Ontology annotation, cellular component: endoplasmic reticulum. The coding region runs from base 262 to 2013 and encodes 583 amino acids. Lineage: Eukaryota; Metazoa; Arthropoda; Insecta; Hymenoptera; Braconidae.